Messenger RNA from Folsomia candida, 1455 nucleotides. RefSeq lists its product as uncharacterized. The transcript is spliced from 5 exons. Bases 7 to 1455 code for a protein of 482 amino acids. NCBI's taxonomy places the organism in Eukaryota, Metazoa, Arthropoda, Collembola, Entomobryomorpha, Isotomidae. The record is from RefSeq and is a predicted model, not a curated record.
UCCAACAUGUUUUCAUAUUUGGACACCCACUGCGUCAAAUCGUUCCGAGCAAUCUCCACAACUUGGAACGCCAUCGGAGCCACAGUGCUCGGAACCAGGACCAUCUUCCCGAUGGAAGACUUCCAAAAAAAUUUCGCAACACCGGAAGAAAUUCAAAAAAUAAAUCCUGCCCUGGUCAAACGAAUAUCUCUACGAGACACACGCCUCAGUUUUUAUAACCCGUUCACAUCAGUCACGUCGUCAUGGUGGCGACACAUCAGGGAAAUUCGACUAAUCAUGAUCCCAGAAGUUUGGCCGGGAUUCGUAGAAAUCCUGAUGGCGGACGGGCUCCCAAAUCUGGUCAGGCUGGCCCUCACAAAAUCCUAUCAUGACCAUACGUAUAUCAAUUUUAGACCAGUAUCCCUCAUAAAUCUGAAAGUAUUCGAGUUCUAUCAGAUAAGAGACGUUGAAAUGCACAAUGUGAACAUCAAUUUGCAAACCAUAAUCGAUUCAGCGCCAAACCUAAAAAGUUUGAAAAUUCAUGGAUAUUUCUUCCCAGAUUUGGGAAAAUACGGAAAAAUUCUAAAAAAUUUGGAGUGGCAUGCCGUAUCGAUCUUUGGUGCGAGAAUUCAAAGUUUGGAGCCGCUUCACCCCUUCUUAUCCCAAGUCUCCCCCACAUUGGAGCAUCUCAGCCUUGGCAUAAAGUUUACCCUUCAUUACAAGAAGCCAGAUCAACUCCCGAUCACUGCCAUCCCUCCGUUCCCAAGGCUCAAAUCCUUUCAAAAUUUGGCUUCCGAUGUUUUCCAAAUUGAUGUGGAUUUCAAAAAUUUUCCUAAGUUGAUCACCCUUUCGCAGCAGCCUUUCCGCCUAACGAGAGAACUCGUGCAGUUGGACGUUGAUAGGAAUCGUCCUGUGGAAAGUGGAAUUCGACAUGAAGGCAUAACAAAACUCCAAGUGGGGAAUAUUUGCGACCUCAUAAUGGUUUCUCUGGCACCCGUAAAAUUUCCUAGUGUGACACAAUUGACUCUAGAAAUCCUGCCGCAAGAUGCGGGCAGGAAUAUUUAUAGCAAUGCCGAGUACCUGGAGGAAUCCAUCUAUAUUGCGGAGAUUAUCGAGACGUGCGCUUCAUGGAAACUCUUGACCCACUUGGACAUCGUGCUGCUAAUUUAUGAACCGAGAUUAAGUAACGUGGUGGAAGCAUUGCAUUCUUCCUUGGACGUGAAUUCUGGCCUUACAGAAUUGAAGAUUGUCUGCCGCGGCGACUACUUUGAACCGGAUGAUGAAAUUUCUAAACAACGGACCGUGUUUGACGAUCUGCCCUGCGAUGGGGGCAAGUUGUUUGAGUUCAUCUCGAAUUGUGGCGCCCUUAAGCGGCUAACUUUUCAGGGAAUUUGGUGGAAACCUACAUCCAUGGUUCGCAUCAUGGACUUCUUAGCAAAUAGAAAGUCUUCUCUUCCGAUCGUAAUCUUUGAGUAG